GGUGGUAAGAGGGGACUGGGGACGGAGGGGCAAGUGGGCGAUCGAUCAAAUUGAUCACGGAAUAACAACGGAUAUCCCCUGUAUUGUAAUAGGUAAUUUACUAUCGCGUUAGAAGUGGUGAUAAAAUCAGCAACAAUGACAGUUAUAACGAAACCGAGCGGCAUACUGACAAAACAGGUUAUUAUAAACCCUCCUCAGCUUGAGUUUGAGCCAAAUGGUAAACAAGCUUGCGACGAGGAGAAAAUUGAGAUCCAGCCAGAAUGGCCGAAGAGGUCCACCGGCAGUGGCAUGUGCUGCAUCCUGCUCGGCGCUAUGAUGCUGAUGUUCCUGGGCUUCGUGGUGGGGCUGAUGCUAUACCAGCAGUUCAUGCGGCCCGCCACCGUGCGCCGCUACCAGGGCUUCUGCUCCAUACCCAUCCCUAAUGACAUCAGAGAGAACUCUAUGGAAACCAACUACCGUGUGCUCCCACUGCGCUGGUCCACGGAUGCUGACGUGCAGAUUGUCAGCACCGUGGACGAAGAAGCCGGGGAGGACUUCGUCAACGCACUCCGCGAGGAGUUGGACCUCGGGGACUCGGUGGAAAAGAUAUCCGUCCUCAACAACGGACAUCGCGUCAACUUUAUACAUGACUUCAACGAUAAUACUACUGGUAUUGUUGACGAUGAGCGUUGCUUCAUAAUGGACCUGGAGCCGGAGCUGGUGCUGUCCCCGGAGCUGUUCAUCACGGGGCUGGAGCAGGGCGGCCAGUUCGACGUGUCGCGCGUCCGCAGCAACGUGAAAGCGGCUCUGCCCGCACUGCAGGAGCUGUCCCGCGCCGCCACCGAGCUUGCUGCCAAGUGCUUCUCCCGCCCGAUCUAUCGUCUGUACCGAGAUGAAGGCGUUGUCAUCCGCAAGCGUUCAGCCGACGACCCAAAACACGACUACAUCCAGUUCUCCGGCAAACACGUGCUCGAGCUGAAGAUCGACAACCUGCCCGAGAUACUCGCUUACGAGAAGAAGAUCAAGGGCAACUAAAAAUAUUAGGUUAAUGGGUGUUACAAGAUUGAGCUUUGCGUUAAACUAUUCUAAUGACUCUUUCUUUAAUAAGUCAUGGCUAUGAAACAUGAUGAGUAGACUAGCAUAAAAACAGUCAAAAAAUAUGGGCAAUGGACAAGAAGUUUGGAACACUGACGCUGACUUUCAAUAAUGGAAAAGAAAAUGAGGAACAAAAAUGACACUUUCGUGCGUCAUUCGUCACUGACGAAUUGAAAUUCCAGAGAAGAAAAACUUGGAAGUAGAACUCAAAUUGGAAGGUCUAUUCUUAAGACCUUAAGUUAAAAAUUGCUACGACUAUUGAUGAACUGUCUAAGGUUGAAACCAUGCUUGCAGAUUUCUGUCCAUCUUACUUUUUACUAGAAGCUUAAAUAUGUACCUAAAUCAGAACUGUUUAACGCGAAGACCAUACGUAGAUCCCAUACUUGUUCUAAACAGGCAAGAUAUUGCCUUUUUGGCUAAUGGCCUAUCUAUCUUUUAUGCCACUGAUAUCGUGGUAUAUCUCGUUUGUGGCACACUUUAAAUAUUCUAAGUGUCUAAAUUAGUUGUAUAACUUUCUUGCCAAAAGUUUUGAAGUAAUUUCUUUUUCUUCAAUAUUGGUGAGCAAAGUGUUAACUGUAUUAGUUUUAGUGAUAAGUGAAGAAUUAAACCCGAAAAGUUUUAGAUUUAUUUCAAAAGCACUUUGGAAAUGGUUAAUGUGGAUAGUCUAAAGCAAGUUAGGUAAAAAAGUUUGUGAUGAAAGUGAAAAUCUUACGAAAUUGGUGAAAACUAGUACCCAUUAUAGGGUGAUCAGUGUUUUUGCAUUUGCAAACCAAUGCUGGGAUGGAAUGAGUUUCUUUUUAAUUUCGGAUAUAAUUAUCAUGGUGACAGCCAAGCCAACAUGUAUCUAGUAUGUAAGCUAAAUAAAAUUAAUUUAUUAAACUAAAUAUAGUUGUUAGAAAUAAAAAAGUGUAAAAAAUUGAA
Messenger RNA from Maniola jurtina (meadow brown), 1995 nucleotides. RefSeq lists its product as uncharacterized. The transcript is spliced from 5 exons. Gene Ontology annotation, biological process: negative regulation of amyloid precursor protein biosynthetic process. NCBI's taxonomy places the organism in Eukaryota, Metazoa, Arthropoda, Insecta, Lepidoptera, Nymphalidae. The coding region runs from base 136 to 1014 and encodes 292 amino acids. Gene Ontology annotation, cellular component: extracellular exosome; Golgi apparatus; plasma membrane. Gene Ontology annotation, molecular function: amyloid-beta binding. The record is from RefSeq and is a predicted model, not a curated record.